GCGUGCGUGCGUACUCACUGAGUCAAUGUGUUUGUUGAGGUGGUGGCGUGGAAGUCAUUCGGCAUCUUGAGUAGUUGGACCAAUUCAUAACAAUAAGUCUCCUUAAAGCAGUUUUCCUAUUUUAAUAGCUCAUCUAUUUCCGUUUCUGUAUUCCCGUCGGAAUGGAAGCGACUGACACACGGGCGCACCGGGCACAACUCGGUGGUCGGUGUUAGGUGCGCGCACUCGCCGGGGACACGAGCACCGGCGACGGGUUGGGGCACCGAGGGGACGGCCCACUUCCACGAGCGAGGACUACCAGCCUGAGAACCGAUGAAUAACCCCACGGUGUCCGUCAGCUGAGUGCCGAGAUGAUAACCACGUUUUUCCCGGUGAAGAAACUGCGGAGGAAGGGAAAAUGUGUCCUGUUCGGGGCCAUUCUGCUGGUCGCAGCGGUGGCCGUCUACCACGAGAUGGUCGCGGCCAAAGAGUGGAGCGAAGGCACCGGUAUUAAUUCAGAUGACCGGAGUGGCUGGAGGGGUGCCAGACUUGACCAAAGGGUCGGAGCGGGUUAUCCACUGGAGGAGUCCGGACUUCUGCUACAAGCCUGGAAACCAGAGUAUAAAGGCCAGGCCAAUUUGCAUGUGUUUGAGGAUUGGUGCGGCAGCUCCACGGACAGGCUGCGCCGAAACCUGCACUACCCGCUCUACCCUCAUUCCAGGACCAUAGUUCACAAGCUAGCCAUCUCCCCACAGUGGACGAACUACGGUCUCCGGAUCUUUGGUUAUUUACAUCCGUACACUGACGGAGAGUUUGUGUUUGCGUUGAGCUCUGACGACAACUCGGAAUUCUGGCUCAGCACAAACGAUUCUCCCUCUAAUCUACAGUUACUUGCAUGGGUAGGAAAGACUGGCUCUGAGUGGACAGCCCCAGGCGAGUUUGAGAAGUAUGCCAGUCAAAUCUCCACAGCAACUCAGCUUUCUGCUCAGAAGAGGUACUUUUUUGAGCUGAUCCACAAGCAAAAUGAAAGAGGUACUGAUCAUGUGGAAGUGGCUUGGAAGCUGUUGGAUGAGGACUUCAGAUUCGUUGUCAUUGAGUCCAAGUAUAUCUCUCUCUAUGUCAAUGAAUCAUCACUGCUAAUGAGUGACGUUGCGCACAUACCGCAGACGGUGGCAAGCUACCGACGUCGUGCUCCUUGGAACUACAGUGCCGUUUCUGCAGACCUGUUGAGGGAAGACCCGCGGGACACUUUCCACCAAGUGCCCUUGAUAGGUGGUGAUUUUCUGGAAGGAGUUCUGCCCGACUGUUCCUACAAGCCCAGCUACACAAUCAAAGACUUCCCGCUCACACGAUACCAAGGUCUCCAGUUUGUUCAUAUGUCCUUCAUAUAUCCCAAUGACUACACACGACUCACACACAUGGAGAAAGACAACAGCUGCUUCUACCCAGAGAAUCCCAGCUACAUGAAGAUGUUUGGGUUUUCUCGAUACAUGAGACUAAACGGACCUGAUGGGUUAAAAAAGGAAAAAUCAACCAGUGACGACAGCUUCCAGAGAAGAAAGUCAGUCCUGGAGGAUGACAAAUUUGGCAAGGACAUCUAUCCCAACCGCAUGGAGGUCAAAAUGGCCCAUCAGAGGCAUAAUAAUCUUUUCUCCGAUUAUGGCGAUGAUUACGACGACUACGUCCUGAAACGGAGGCGCAAACUUUUCUCCACCGCUUUGAGUGACUCUGACACCUUGAAGAAGUCACCUGACGCCAGUCGUCAUGAAUCUCGCUUGGGUAGAGGCGUUGUACCUCGUCAGAAGAAAGUAGCAGAGCCUCUUCAUUUGGUGGCCACGCAAAGCUCCAAGCAGGAGACGCCAACAGCGGUGAAACCACAGAUGGCUGUUAAAAUAGCAGCGAAUGUAAAACCUAAGAGAAAGCAAAACUCUGCAAAGAGACCAAAUCUUAAAUCAGUGGAAAAGACGCAACAGCUCAAGCCACCUGUAAUCAAAAAGAAACUUGGAACAAAGCACACCAAUUCUACAUGGUUGAGUGUUAAAAUGAACCAAACCCACGUCCAGACGAAUAAAAAGUCUCUUCAGGCCAUCAAUGCCGGUGCGCCAAAGCUCGCUCCCACGGAAGACUCAAAACUGCGCUUUAUGAACAGCAAGAGGUCCAACGGUGAUUCCAAAUUUGACGUCAAGAGCUCUUUGGUAACAGCCAAACAGAGAUACGCAGAUAACAGAAAAAAGUAUACGGAAAAAGUGAUGGAAAUGCCUGGACUGCGGGACAUGGAAAAAAAUCUUAAAGGCAAGUCAGCCCAAAAAUGGUCAAUAGCAAGCAAGGACAAAGUUGUUCCCAAAAGGGAGGAGAUUCGGAGAGAUCGAGAGCGUGACACUGACACUUUAUGGGGCGCAGGGGGAGAUUUCGAUGAGGAGGAGCUCACCCCUGCACCUGGGUUCGACGUCAAAGUGGACUGGAAUCAGACCUUCCACAUCAAUCACGUUGACCUGCAGGCAAUGCGGUCCGACUGGAUCGACCUCCACUGCAAUGUUUCGGGUAACUUGCUGUUGCACUCCAGGGAUGCGCUGCCCAUUGCAAAAGCUUUUGUGACCCAACUCAACGAGAAGAAUAAACAUAGUCCCUUCACGCUGGUACGUGUGGUUAACGUGGAGAAGCGAGUGGAUGGUGUCCAGGGCAGCCGCUACCUCCUGGAGCUGGAGCUGAAAAAUGCCAAAGGCCAGCUGUUGCGCCUGUCGCACUAUAUCUACGCACUGAUCCGCAACCGCGCUCGCCCACGCAGCCAGGAUUUAGGCUUUCGGAGGCCAAAACCUCAGCUGGUGCUGUGCAACCCUGUCGGCUUCUACUGGAACCCUGUGGCAAUGAUCCAUUUCAUAGUGCCGGUGAAAAACCAGGCCCGCUGGGUUCAGCAGCUCAUUGACGACAUGGUGGCCUUGUUCAAGGCAACAGGGGAUGCCAACUUUAACCUCAUUAUCACUGACUACAACAGCACUGACAUGGAUGUGAGGGCCGCCCUCAAGAAGUCGUCCCUGCCCAGGUACCGCUAUGUAAAGCUUCGUGGUAACUUUGAGCGCUCUGCUGGUCUCCAAGCAGGUAUCGACCUGAUUGAUGACGAGCACAGCAUUGUGUUUCUUUGCGAUCUUCACAUCCAAUUCCCUCCCUCCAUCAUGGAUAGCAUUCGGAAACACUGCAUUGAAGGAUUCAUGGCCUUUGCCCCGAUUGUUAUGAGGCUAGACUGCGGCGCCACACCCUCGGAGGGCAGAGGUUACUGGGAGGUGAACGGCUUUGGCUUACUGGGCAUUUAUAAGUCUGAUCUGGAUGCGGUGGGAGGAAUGAACACCAAGGAAUUCACCAACCGUUGGGGAGGUGAAGAUUGGGAGCUCCUCGACAGGAUCCUCCAGGCCGGACUAGAGGUUGAGCGGCUCUACCUACGCAACUUCUUUCACCACUACCACUCCAAACGUGGCAUGUGGAACCGUCAAGUGUCGCCCGGGGAAAGGUGACCCGGUCAAAACCCACGCGAGACUGCCCGGAGCACUUUACAGCCGGGCUCUGCUGCUUUCCAAAUGCCGUGACUAAUGACCAGCGCAGCAGGGUUGCACGGUGUGACCAAUCAAAGUCGUCGCUAUGGCGAUGGUGCUGAUAACAUCAUAGAUGUUUCCACUUGAUGUACUGCUGACUACAAAAAACGGUACUCGCUGGCCAGGUUCUGCUCACUAUGCAAGAGUAAAAAUGAAGACAAUCAUGCGUGAUGAUGUGCACACCUGAAUGCGACACUCCAAGGAUGCGUACACUCAAGUGUCUUAAAUCUUGCACAAUAGUCUUAACUGGAUUUAUUUUUAGGCAGAUAGUGUAUAUGAUGCUAUAAAUUAUGGAAUCUUAACUUAUUGUGAAAUUUUUAAGUGUGUGUUUUGUACCUUGUGUCUGUCGUGGCCUCUUAAAAUUUCCUCAGCAUUUUCACAUGUGCCUUAUUCAUAAUAAUGAUCCUUUUUAUGUUCUUUGUCCACCAAGGGUGGUAUGGAGAUUAAUAGCAGGAGGAUUUAAGGAUUUUGCAGCAAGCAGAAACCUGACUUGAAUAAUGUUCAAAUGGAAGAAAAUUCUGUGUAACCUGUAUAUAUAAACGCACACACAAACGCACACCUUUUCUGCUUGUUCAGAUUCCUGUUAAAUAGUAACAUUGAAGCAGCACAGUCAGUUUCUGUAGUUGCACCGAGCAGCUUCUGCAUGAAUUUUGUGAAAUCCUUUAUGCAGUGCUUUUCUAAUGAAUUCAAGGAUUCACUGCUGCUUUUUCUUUACUGGCUGGCAGCCAGUUUAGGGCGUACCCCGCCUCCUGCCCGAAGGUUGCUGGGAUAGGCUCCAGCACUUCCGCGACCCUUAUGAGGAUAAGCGGCUCGGAAAAUGGAUGGAUUAUUAUUAAAAAAUAUACCUCAUUGCUCCCAACCUUGGGAGUUCCUCUCUUGACUUUUGUAAUAUGUAAGAGUCUCUUCUCUCAGGGACUAUUUUUUAAUUCACACAGUUUCAUGAAUAAAUGUACCCAAAAGAAUGUGUUGAUUGUUUUUAUUCAAUGUAAAUUUGAUUCAUUUCGAGUGUUUUGUUUUUCUGGACUGACUGGAGUUUGCUUUUGGGUUUGCUCUACUCAUUAUUACACUUAUCAAACGCCUCUCAGUAGUAGUGAGAUGAUUAGCUCCUGGGUGGGUAUUAUAAGCUAUAUAUAAGCUCCAGUGAAAAAUAUGUGACUGAAUAGAUUACCUGGCUGUAGUAUUGGCUUUAAAAUUACAAUGAA
Syngnathoides biaculeatus (alligator pipefish) is the source of this 4765-nucleotide messenger RNA. RefSeq names its product beta-1,4-N-acetyl-galactosaminyl transferase 3b (gene b4galnt3b). The transcript has 20 exons. Gene Ontology annotation, cellular component: Golgi cisterna membrane. The record is from RefSeq and is a predicted model, not a curated record. Bases 351 to 3485 code for a protein of 1044 amino acids. NCBI's taxonomy places the organism in Eukaryota, Metazoa, Chordata, Actinopteri, Syngnathiformes, Syngnathidae. Gene Ontology annotation, molecular function: acetylgalactosaminyltransferase activity; cysteine-type endopeptidase inhibitor activity.